Rana temporaria (common frog) is the source of this 1269-nucleotide messenger RNA. RefSeq lists its product as uncharacterized. The record is from RefSeq and is a predicted model, not a curated record. The coding region runs from base 1 to 1269 and encodes 422 amino acids. The transcript is spliced from 6 exons. NCBI's taxonomy places the organism in Eukaryota, Metazoa, Chordata, Amphibia, Anura, Ranidae. Gene Ontology annotation, cellular component: plasma membrane.
AUGGAAGAGACACAGGGAGUUCAGAAUGCCUACUUGAUUAGCGAAAAUAAAACAAAUUCCUUAAACAUCAUCCAGCCGGAGGAAGUUGAAUUCCAUCAUCCCACAACAAUCAAUUGCAGCUUCACUGUACAAGAGAAGAGGAUUAUUUUAAGGACAGAAGUCUACUGGAUGAUCGGAGACCCAAGAGAGAGCUACAUCUACCAUCCAAACCCGGACUACAUACACCCAGAUUACAGGGGAAAGACCAGAUUGGUGGAUGGGUCCAAUCUUCUUCUGGAAGACUUCCAUGGGCCAGAUAACACCACCUUCUACUGCCGAGUCAUCAUAAGACGAUGCUUGGCUACCGAAAGACAUCCGGGCCUCACAGUGACAAUCUUAGAGGAUGGUGCCGGAACACAUUUAUUGGUUAAAGGGAAUACGUGGUAUCAUGCUAAAAUUCUUGCGGUUUAUGUCGGGCUCAAAGCAUUCCUAAGUCUUUUACUUUUAAUAGCAGCCAUGAUGUCCCGUGUACUGGUCCUACUCAUGCUGUGUCUAUGGGUCAGACUUCAUGAAACCUCUGGACAUGUGUGUGUUGAUCAGCCUGCAAGAACGGAAUCUAUAGAAGGGACGUCGGUCACCAUCCCGUGCCAAUUUUCAUUUCCAGAAACAAAGAACAGCAUUGAGUCCGCAACAUUCAUUGUGAGAGCAUCUGAUGAAAAUUUCUGUAGAGGGGAUGAUAAGAUCAUUUAUAACUCCAGUAUAGUAUUCUUCUCCCCCAAGUAUCAGGGAAGGCUAAAUGUGACAUUCGAUCUAAGACACAGAAAUGCCUCAAUAACCAUAAACAAUGUAAUGCAGGAGGACGCUACACAAUAUUGCUGCCGCAUAGAACUGAGUUUUCUUGAUGGGAAAAAACGGCAAUGGCAAACCCCAGAUGGCACACGGCUUACAGUGAAAGAUAGGAAUGAACCCGGUCUGGAGACAAUACCUCUGAUCUUUGCUGCUCCUGGAGAAAAUGUGACACUUCUGGGCCACUUCACAAGUGACAACCUAACAUCUGCAAGUGAUGUCACCUGUCAUGUAAAGAGGACCGCAGACAGAGGUACUGGAUGUGACCGCGGCAUAAAUAUAGGAGAAUGCACCUAUAAGAACAAUGCUUUAUAUUUCCAAAUCAACCAAGUUACCAGUGAGGAUAAUGCCUUUUAUUGCUAUCAAGUGAAAAUGUCUACUAAUAAUGAAGAGAAAAACACAUAUUACUAUCUUGGACCACAACUUCUUAUUAUAGGUGGGUGA